AACUGACAUUAAUUUUUGAUAGCGGACAGAAUAUUCCGGAUUUCUCGUCAAAACGGUUAAUUGUUGUUAUCACAAGAUUGUAAACUAAAACAAUAUUACUUUCAAACUACAAAAUCUUGCAAUUCUGUGAAUUUAUUUUACGAAAUGGUAGACUACAGCAAAUGGAAAGACAUUGAGAUUUCUGAUGAUGAAGAUGAAACUCAUCCAAAUAUUGAUACACCCUCGCUCUUUCGAUGGAGACAUCAAGCUCGCGUCGAUAGAAUGGAAGAACGAAAACGCGAAAGAGAAGAGCACGAACAGAGAAAAACUGAAAAUUUAAGACGUCUAGCGGAAACUAAGAAAAAAGUCGCUGAAACUGACACAAACAGCCCAAAUUUAGAGUCACUUAAGAAAGAACUGGAACAGCUUGAAAAAGAAGAGAAACAAUUACAAAAGAAAGAUGAGGAAUUGAAAAAGAAGGAAAAGUUAACACCGUGGAAUGUUGAUACUAUAAGCGAACCAGGUUUCAACAAAACUGUCAUCAACACGAAACCACUGCGAUCAAAUAACGACAACUUGACAGAGGAAGAAAAAGAAGAGAAAAUGAAGCAGUUUAUAGAUGAAAAUAUGAAGUUGUUGAAACAGUUUGGGAUGUUGAGGAAGUAUGAAGAUUCCAAGAAGUUUCUGCUAGACCAUAGCCAGUUGGCAUGUGAGGAGACUGCUAAUUAUUUAGUAAUAUGGUGCAUCAACUUAGAAAUGGAAGGGAAACAUGACUUGAUGGCCCAUGUUGCUCACCAGACUAUCUGCAUGCAGUAUAUUCUAGAACUGUCUAAACAGUUGGAUGUGGAUCCAAGAGCUUGUAUAGGGUCAUUCUUCUCUAGGAUUCAAGUUGCCGAGAAAACUUAUAAAGACUCCUUUGAUGAUGAGCUUGAACAAUUCAAAGCAAGGAUAAAGCGACGUGCAGCUGAAAAAAUCCAAGAAGCCCUUCGUGAACAAGAAGAGGAGGAAAGGAAGGCGAGACUAGGUCCUGGAGGCCUGGAUCCUGUUGAAGUUUAUGAAGAACUUCCUGAUGAACUCAAGAAAUGUUUUGAUGCCCAAGAUGUCCCCAUGCUGCAAGCCACAAUUGCUAAAAUGCCAGAACAGGAAGCCAUAUACUAUAUGAAGAGGUGUGUUGAUUCAGGACUCUGGGUCCCAGGCAAAAACGAUGAUGAAGAACCGACAAUGAAAGAAGCAGACUCGACCACAAAGACUAAUGCAAAUUUGUCAUCGAAUGACACCACAGAUGAUGUAGACUGAUUCUAUACAUAAAUAUCCAGUGCUGAAUAGUAUUACCAUACAUUGAACUGACUGCCUAUACACCAUUUGAGCAGAAUAAUUAGAAUAAGCAAUACGAUUUUUUUUUACUAUUUAAAUUACUAACAGAAACAGCAAAUAAUCUAUGGUAUAGAUAGACUAUAAUAUUUGUUUAUUUCAUCUAUUAUACUAUUAUUGAAGUCGUGUUUGUGUUGUGUACAAAGCAUAUACAAUAAAA
Messenger RNA from Diatraea saccharalis (sugarcane borer), 1510 nucleotides. The record is from the annotation of a GenBank genome assembly. Lineage: Eukaryota; Metazoa; Arthropoda; Insecta; Lepidoptera; Crambidae.